This is a messenger RNA of Drosophila subpulchrella, 2231 nucleotides long. RefSeq names its product hornerin. The transcript has a single exon. The record is from RefSeq and is a predicted model, not a curated record. Gene Ontology annotation, molecular function: RNA polymerase II cis-regulatory region sequence-specific DNA binding; DNA-binding transcription factor activity, RNA polymerase II-specific. Bases 408 to 2051 code for a protein of 547 amino acids. Gene Ontology annotation, biological process: regulation of transcription by RNA polymerase II. Lineage: Eukaryota; Metazoa; Arthropoda; Insecta; Diptera; Drosophilidae.
GAGGACAGUACUGUCCCGAGAAUGGCGUUGCAUUUCAGUGUCGCCUUCGCAAAGUUCAUAGACCUGCUUUACUGUACCCUAGUGGCUCUCCCUUUGUCUGCGACGCAUUUCACAGCUCCAACAGUUGGGCGUUCAUAACGCUCCCCCAAGGCCCCCCGCUUCACCGCUCUACCGCCCUGCCACUUUGCCGCUCCGCUGGCGCCGACAAACAACGACCCCCUGAGCGUAUAAAAAGUGCCGGCCGGCGAGCGGUUGUCAUCAGUUUCCAAGCUUUUGGCUUUGUGGAAGAGCGUCUCCCAGCGAACAGUAACCAGAAUCAGCAAGCAAUUUCAGCCAGGCAAAGCAUACAUACGCAUUCUGUCGAAACAACAUUACACCAUCGAAGUAAAUCCCCGAGAGCAGACGAGAUGAGCGAGUUGGCCAAACAGCAGGAGCAGGAUCGGGAGCAGGCUCCCCAGGAGCUGAUCGACUGCGACAUUGACUUUGAGGAGGUGCCCAGGGAGGAGGCGCCCAGGCAGCGGGAGGAGAGAGUGCCGGCCAGGUCCUCGGACAAGCGGUACUCCAAGGCCUUCAAGAAGGUGGUCAAGGUGCAGCGCAUGCUGGAGCAGGCCAUGAUCCUGCUGGCCGAGGAGGAGGCCAGGUGCCAGGAGCAGGGCUCCAAGAAGGGAAAGAAACCGCACAAGAAGCAGGCCAAGAAGGACAAGAAGCAGGCAAAGAAGCAGGCCAAGAAGCAGGCCAAGGAGAGGGAGGAGCAGCAGGAGCAGCAGGGGGCAGGGGAAGAGCCGUCGAACUCCUCCUCCAGCUCCUCCAGUUCCAGCUCGUCCAGUUCCAGUUCCAGUUCGAGCUCCAGCUCCAGCUCCGAGGACGAAGAGGUCAACUUCUACGGCUACGGCUGGGGUCGCAAUCCCUGGCGACGAGGACCACAUGGCCACCAUGGUUUUGGCCACAGGCAUGGUCACGGUAUUGGCCACAAACAUGGCCACAAGCAUGGCAACAAGCAUGGUCAUGGACCGCAUCACCAUGGCCGACAUCGCCGCCACCAUCUGGGACCCCACCACCACUACGGGCACCACCACAUGGGACCCCACUUUGGACCGCCCCACCAUUUUGACUUCGAUCGGAGGUCCUACCAGGGACCUUGGCAGGAUCAGUGCCAGUUUUUUCGGUCGAUGGGCCUGCCGUGGGCCCUGGACAAUCCCGCGGCCUGCCGGAGGAGCCGAUCGCUGCCUAGAUUUGAGCACGACCAUCGUGGAGAUCUCGGACUCGGAUUCGGAUUUGGACCCGGAUACGGACACGGAAAUGGCCACCCGGGUCGACCAUUUGGCCGUCGAGUAGAGAGAUCCCCAUCCCGUUCUGGCUGCCCCAGGAAGUCCCGGGGCAGAAGGUCCAGGUCUACUUCCAGUUCCAGUUCCAGUUCCAGUUCCAGCUCUAGCUCUAGCUCCAGUUCUUCCGAGGAGAAGAAGGACAAAAAGAGGGGCAAGGGCAAGGGCAGGAAGCAGCGCUCCUCCUCCAGCUCUUCUUCGAGCUCCAGCUCCAGUUCGGACAGCCAAGUGCAGAGAAGGCAUGGACCUCCCCAUGGGCACCGUCAUCAUGGAGGUCGCGGCCACCAUCAUGGCCCACACCAUGGCCCACACCAUGGCCCGCACCAUGGGCCACACCAUGGCCCACACCAUGGCCCACACCGUGGCCCACACCAUGGUCCACAUCAUGGUCCACACCAUGGUCCACACCAUGGCCCCCAUCAUUGGUUUGGACAGGAGUUUCCCUUUUCCCAAGGAGAACGUACUGAACGACCACCCCAUGAACACCACGGUAAUCCAGGACAGUCUUUUGGACCACCAGCCGACUUUCUUGGUCGUCGCGGUCGUUCACUAUCCCAGUCCCACUGCCUCAAGGAAAACCGGGAGAGAUCAAAGUCCCGUGGUCAGGAAAAGAACGAGAAGGCCGAGAAUCAAAACUGCUCUGGCAAGGAAAACAGCAAGAAGGGCAAAAAGAAGCACGGAAAACAUGGAAAACAUGGUCAUGGACAUCAUGGACACCAUCGUGGUUAGGCGAUCCCAGCCAGCAAUUUAUACACAAACGAUUCCUUCAAUAUAUCUGUAUAACCUCUUAUAUGUAUUCCUUUCUAAGCACUUUCAAUGAUAUACCCAUAAAAGCUUUAUUAUUAUAUAGAAACAAAAAAAAAAUCAUUUAAAAUUAUAUAUCAACAAAAAAAAGUUAAUAAAACCAAA